Chrysochloris asiatica (Cape golden mole) is the source of this 966-nucleotide messenger RNA. RefSeq names its product homeobox A4 (gene HOXA4). The transcript is spliced from 2 exons. Gene Ontology annotation, biological process: embryonic skeletal system morphogenesis; regulation of transcription by RNA polymerase II; anterior/posterior pattern specification. Gene Ontology annotation, cellular component: nucleus. The record is from RefSeq and is a predicted model, not a curated record. Gene Ontology annotation, molecular function: DNA-binding transcription factor activity, RNA polymerase II-specific; RNA polymerase II cis-regulatory region sequence-specific DNA binding. NCBI's taxonomy places the organism in Eukaryota, Metazoa, Chordata, Mammalia, Afrosoricida, Chrysochloridae. Bases 1 to 966 code for a protein of 321 amino acids.
AUGACCAUGAGCUCCUUUUUGAUAAACUCCAACUACAUCGAGCCCAAGUUCCCUCCUUUCGAGGAGUACGCCCAGCCCAGCGGCCCGGGCGGCGGAGACGGCGGCCCGGGUGGGGGCCCCGGUUACCAGCAGCCCCCGGCGCCCGCGGCCCAGCACCUGCCGCCACAAGCCCAGCUCCCCCAUGCGGGCGGCGGCCGCGAGCCCCCUACCUCCUAUUACGGGCUGCGGGCCGCCCGCGAGCCCGCCUACUCGGCGGCGGCGCUCUACCCCGCACACGGGGCGGCCAACGCAGCCUACCCCUAUAACUACCGCGGCGGCGCCAGCCCUGGGCGGCCACCGCAGCCCGAGCAGCCCGCGGCACAAGCCAAGGGCCCGGGGCAUAGCCUGCAUGCCAGCCACGUCUUAGCGCCCGGGCGCCAGCCCCAGCCGCCGCCCCCGCACCCUCGCACCGCGCCCUCGGUGCCCCCGCGCCGCUGCGAGGCAGCCCCAGCCACCCCGGGAGUCCCGGCAGGGGGCAGCGCUCCCUCGUGCCCGCUGCUCCUGGCGGACAAGAGCCCGCCAGGCCUGAAGGGCAAGGAGCCCGUGGUGUACCCCUGGAUGAAGAAGAUCCAUGUCAGCGCGGUCAACCCCAGCUAUAAUGGAGGGGAGCCCAAGCGCUCUCGAACAGCCUACACCCGGCAGCAGGUCUUGGAGCUGGAGAAGGAGUUCCACUUUAAUCGCUACCUGACCCGGCGGCGCCGCAUCGAAAUCGCCCACACGCUCUGCUUGUCCGAGCGCCAGGUCAAGAUCUGGUUUCAAAAUCGGAGGAUGAAGUGGAAGAAAGAUCACAAACUGCCCAACACAAAGAUGCGUUCCUCCAACUCAGCUUCAGCCUCAGCUGGUCCCCCAGGGAAAGCACAAACUCAGAGUCCCCACGCCCAUUCCCACCCAGGCGCCUCCACACCCAUUCCUUCAUCCUCCAUAUAA